Molecule: messenger RNA, 1140 nt
Organism: Aphanomyces invadans
Lineage: Eukaryota; Oomycota; Saprolegniomycetes; Saprolegniales; Verrucalvaceae
Exons: 1
Coding region: 1-1140 (379 amino acids)
Biological process (GO): protein ubiquitination; modification-dependent protein catabolic process
Cellular component (GO): nucleus; cytoplasm
Molecular function (GO): protein tag activity; ubiquitin protein ligase binding
Source: RefSeq, a predicted model, not a curated record
AUGGCAUCCGCAGAGGUUGGCGACACGAUGCAAGUGGUGUGGGUGGACAUGGCGACGAAGCGGGGCGGGGGCACUGUCGAGAUUUCACUGUCGGACGUGCGUCACUUGGACAAUAUGACUGUGUAUGACCUCAAGCAAGUACUGGCGACGAAAUUGCGCCUGAGCGCGUCGACCCAAGUCGAUUUGAAGCUAUAUGGCCACAGCCUUCCAUCCGGUCGCGCCUCGGCCUAUCUCCCAUUCCUCCGCGUGAACGCUCCCCGGUUUGUGCUUGCCUUUACGAAGCGCGCGGCGACGAUGCCGCUCUUUGUCAAGACGAUUUCGGGCCGCACCGUUUGUUUGCACGUGUACGCGCACGAAACUAUCGGCCAAGUGAAGGCGAUGCUCGAGGACAAGGAUGCGAUUCCCGUGGCCAGUCGACGUCUUGUGUAUGGAGGGGUGGAGCUGGCCGACUGGCACACGGUCUCCCGCUACAACAUUCAACCGAACGCGACCCUCCACGGCCUCGCCCGACUCGUGGGGGGUAGCGCUAUGCACGGUGGGCCCGCCGCGCAACCCACCACUCGCAGUGGUGGGACCGUCAAGUUUGCCGACGUCGGAAACCCCGACAUGAUGGAAGUGGUGUCGUUCUCGUCCGCUGCUCCGGCAUGGCGCUGCGUUGGGCAUGGGCUCAACCUCAUGGCCACGUGCGUGAAUUGCACAUGUGACGCCUUUGGCAGCACGGUGUACAUUCCCCAGGGCUUUCGACCGUUCAACAUAUUGGAGCACCGGUCGCGGUGCCCCGCGUGCGACGAGUGUGUGUCGCCGAUGUCGUGCGGCUUUUACAAAUGCCUGUGGCGCUUUGAAGGGACCAAGGCGGGGAUGCACAUGAGCAGUGGAUGGAAUGCGGCCGAGGGCAACGUGUUUCACCAAUACAAGUCGGAGGGCAGCUCGAUGGUGGCAUGGGAGUCGCUCGUUGUGGUUGCUCGCGCCCUCAAAAUGAAGGAAUGCGUCGUGUGCUUUGAGGAGCUGCGGGACUUGGGAGUAACGUCGUUGCUGUGCAACCAUCGGAUCCAUUCGACGUGCCUGACGCAAUGGACAAGUUCGUGCCGCGCCCGCCAUGCGCAUGUGACGUGCCCCCUCUGCCGGGCUCGACUGAGCUAG